Lampris incognitus (smalleye Pacific opah) is the source of this 1545-nucleotide messenger RNA. RefSeq names its product SPARC-related modular calcium-binding protein 1-like. The record is from RefSeq and is a predicted model, not a curated record. Gene Ontology annotation, cellular component: basement membrane. The transcript is spliced from 11 exons. Gene Ontology annotation, biological process: extracellular matrix organization. Gene Ontology annotation, molecular function: calcium ion binding; extracellular matrix binding; protein binding. NCBI's taxonomy places the organism in Eukaryota, Metazoa, Chordata, Actinopteri, Lampriformes, Lampridae. Bases 1 to 1362 code for a protein of 453 amino acids.
AUGGAUUCCAUCGUGCCGGAAGAUGUUUCCAAGAAGGACGAGCCUUUCCUGAUCACAGAGAACAUGUGGCCCCGGGGUUGUGUCCUUGACUGCCAGAGGGGGCGCCACAGAGCGGUGUGCGGCAGCAACGGCAGGCUGUACAAAUCCCUGUGCGCCUUCCAGAGGGCGCAAUGCAUCAACACACACCUCCGCACCGCCCCACGGGCCCACUGCACCGAUUCCGGUCAGUCCAAGUGCCAGCUGGCCCGGUCUCAGGCCAUCGCGGCCGGCGCCCACACCAGUAGCACCGGCGGCGGCAGCUAUGUCAGCCCGGCGGUGGCCAUCUUUGUGCCAGAGUGCGGCCCGGAUGGCCACUUCCUGCAGGUGCAGUGCCACAACCAGACAGGUUACUGCUGGUGCUCGACGCCCGACGGCAAACCUAUCAGUGGGACCUCUGUGCUCCAUGUGGCCCCUAACUGCACAGACCACGCCGCCCAGACCGUCCACGCCCCGGAAGUAGUUUCAGAUUCCCACGACGAUGAGACGGGUGUACCCAGACCGUCUCCUGAUCCCAGCAGAAAAGCAGCAGAGCUGACUGCUCCUCCUUUCUGGGUGACCAUACUGUUGAACUCUGACCCCAAAGGAAACCGCUCUGUCAGACGACCCACCGACAGCCCACAGACAUGCGAGCGUGAGCGUGCAUCGCUGCCCUCUCCGUCACGCUCCGCCCGGCAGGAGGAGCGUUUCGUCCCAGAAUGCACCGCGGAUGGCCGCUACAGCCCGGUGCAGUGUCACGUCGCCACAGGAUACUGCUGGUGUGUCCGGGUCGACACCGGCAGGCCGCUACCGGGAACCUCCGCCAGGAAUCGACUCCCAGAAUGCAGUGGGGCAGAGGAGGUGCAGACGGACACGAGACAGAGAGAUAGACCCCUACCUGGGUGUCCAGGGGCCCAAAAAAAGGAGUUUCUGCAGAGUCUGGUGCGAGCCCUGCAGGCUGAAGCGGAGCAUGCUGGGAAACUGAAUCCUCCCCGGGCAUUGAGCUCAACUCCUCCCGACUCUCCCUCUCCAUCCCCAAACCCUCCGACCUCCCGCCCUCAUCCUCCCCCUUCUCCGUCCUCCUCGCCUCUCUUGGGUUCUGCUUCUCCCGCUGCACGAGCCGUCUUGGAGUCCUCCAGACCAGAAGUGGCGCUGCGGUGGCAUUUCAGCCGGCUGGACGUGGACUCCAGCGGGGUGCUGAGCGAGCGCGAGGCCAGGCCGCUGCGUCGGUACCUGCGCCGCAGGCUGAAGCCGCGGAGGUGUGCCAAGAAGUUCUCCCAGUACUGCGACAAGGACGGUGACCGAGGCUUGACCCUGGAGGAGCUCCGAGUCUGUCUGGGUCUUUGACGGCCGGGGCUACAGAGAGCACCAGGGGAACUGGGUUGAUGCCGCAGGAUCCGCUCAUCUCCUGUCCUACAGCGUUGGCGUCACCUUCCCUUCAUCCCCAUCUUGUUCACCACCACCUCCUCCUUUCCUUAUUGCACCCACCUUUUUUCCUCAAUACCCAUUUGCUGCAUUCGUCCCAUCCUU